UAACCCAAUUUCAUGUAAUAGCGUCAUGUCAGACCAGUCUCUUAAAGUCAACCCCAACUCAAUUGUUGUAAUUUUUGUAUUUUUCCACCCAUUACCCUACGCUUGCACUGUACCCACAUCCCAUGGUUCCAUUAACAAAGUCUGUCCAUCUCUUUCUUAAAUACAGUGCUCUCUUCCAUAGUCCCUCUCAUGUUCCAGAGAUUCACAGGUGUCUGGGUGAAGAAAUGUCUUCUUAUUUCUGUACUGAAUGAAUGAUAGAUAGCUUAAGUUUUGAACUUGUGCUCCCUGCUUCCAGGCCAAGGGGAACAGUCUAGUGAACUUCACCACAUUCCAUCUAUGGAAGUACUGGUUCCUCAGGCGAGGAGACCAGAACUACACACAAUGUUUUAGAUGUGGUUUCAUUAAGGCAGUGAAAUGCCGUUGACUUGACACAGACUCUGUUCCUAUCACAGAUUUCACUCGACCUGAUGGACAUUUCCACCAUUUUCUGAUACAAUUGUUUUAGAUACUCAGGGAAGAUUUGACCCCCCUUCCCCCCUAGUGGCGUUGGUCUUCCUCAAUCAGGGAGUGGAACUUUUCUCUUCAAACACUCAAUGCCCGAGUGGGCCGAAGGCUGUCGCCUGCACUCCGCUCGGACGGGCCCGUCAGGCCGGGACGCCAGCUACCGGGGGCGGGGCUGGAGGCGGCCGCUCGAGCUCGGGGAGGCGGACCCAUGACGUAGCGUGGUCGUCAUGGAAAUCUGCAAGGGGCGGGCUGGACCUCGGGUGAACAUGCGCACAAGAUAGAGGAGCCAUAGCGGAACCUUUGGGUUAGCAGGGUUUGUUCGCUGCCCGUGGCCCGUGUGCACCUGAGAUCGGUUGGCGCCCACACCGCCGACUGUGGCGGCGUUUUCCCAGGAUGGCUGGCGAGGGGAGCCCGACCGAUCCUGGAAACCUGCCAAUUUUUGAACAACUUGGAUUUGACCAGAGUUCAGAUUUCUCAGACACGUCAUUCCAGCAGAAAUUGGAUGAAGCCAAAGAGCAGAUUAAACGGGAGAUCAGGAAAGAGUUGAAGAUAAAAGAAGGUGCAGAGAACCUGCGGAAAGUGACUACUGACAAGAAGAACCUGUCCAAUGUAGAACAUGUCCUGAAAAACUCGAAUCGAAAACUGGAGAAGUUACAUGAACAGCUACAGGAACUCAAUGCUCAUAUUGUGGUGAAAGACCCUGAAGAAUUGCAAGAUACACCACAGUCCCCUGGUACUUCGAGCCGGGAGGCUCGUUCGACUGCGAACAAGAACCGGGUUGUAGCACUUGAAAAGCAGCUUGACAUAGAGAUGAAGGUGAAACAAGGAGCUGAGAAUAUGAUCCAAAUGUACUCCAGUGGACCCAUGAAGGAUCGGAAAAUGCUGUCCGCUGCUCAACAACUGCUGCAGGAUAGUAAAACCAAAAUUGAAGUGAUCCGUAUGCAAGUUCGGAAAGCGAUACAGGCAAAUGAAAUGCAAGUAGAAAUUGAGGAUGGCCAAGCCAAGCCGGAUAUAAGUCUCCUUGAACUGAGGAUUGAGGAAUUACGGCAUCACUUCCGUGUGGAACAUGCAGUGUCAGAAGGUGCCAAAAACGUCCUUCGUCUGCUGGGAUCAGGGAAAGUCCACGAUAAGAAAGCACUGUCUGAGGCUCAAUCCAGGCUGAAUGAGUCAAGUGAAAAAUUGGACCUUUUAAAACAUUCUCUCGAACAAAGAUUAAAUGAGCUUCCAGAAGAUCAUCCCAAAGGGUGUAUUAUUAAAGAGGAACUUGUCAUGGCCUGCUCUCAAGCAUUUAGCAAUCGGAGCAGUACUUCCUAUCAACAGAACCAGUAUAGCACACUGUACAAGCCUUCACCAUUAACAGGCACGUUGGAGGUCCGAAUUGUAGGUUGCACGGGUCUUUUGGAGUCUGUUCCAGGUCGUUCUAGAGGGUCUGGCAUACUUCUGCCAGCAUAUAGUCCCAGUGAAAGUCGGAAUUCUUUCAUGAGCAGGACCAGCCGAGGUCUAUACGGAAGGAGUGGCAGUGGGAGCGGUCGCUACUUAAUCAAAACCGAAGACUUAUCCAAUGAAGUGAGUGCUGUCCUGAAGCUCGACAACAUAGUUGUUGGCCAGACUGCAUGGAAGUCGAUAGGUGAACAGUCAUGGAAUCAGAAUUUCACGGUGGAGUUGGAACGUUCUCGGGAAUUGGAGAUCAGUGUGUACUGGCGGGAUUGGCGCUCUCUCUGUGCAUUGAAGUACCUCAAGCUGGAAGAUUUCCUGGAUAAUCAGCGGCAUGAAAUUCAUUUGGAUUUGGAGCCUCAAGGGGUGCUGCUGACCGAGGUCACAUUCUCCAAUCCGGUGAUUGAGCGAAUACCCAAACUGCAACGACAGAAAAAGAUCUUCUCCAAGCAGCAAGGGAAGGCUUUCCUUCGAGCUCCUCAGAUGAAUAUCAACAUUGCUACUUGGGGUCGGUUGUUGAGAAAAGCGUUUCCUGCUGUCAACUCCACUGGGACGUACAGUCCUUCAUCUUACAUGGCUGCUGUCUCCGAGGGUCGGCAGUCACUAUCCAACAGUAUGCCUGGGGACAUGUCAUUUGAGAAAUUGACAUUAGAUUUGGCAGAUGAACCUUCAAGUACACCUCGGAAAGCUUCUCUGGAUUCACGGAGCAGCCACGAUGGAGAGAAGCCAAUGCAGACCAAUGAGACUGAUGUCAAUCAAACUGCUUCUCCACGAAGGCGGACUUUAUCGUCGUCUGACACAGAGGAUAAACAACAGAGUGUACCUCUCAAAUCUUCGUUGAGUCUACGCGAUUUCAAACUCAUUGCCGUUCUGGGAAGGGGACAUUUUGGAAAGGUGCUCUUGUCGGAAUACAAAAAGACAGGACAAUUGUUUGCCAUCAAAGCCUUGAAGAAAGGAGAUAUUGUUGCAAGAGAUGAGGUUGACAGCUUAAUGUGUGAAAAACGAAUCUUCGAGACAGUAAACCUCUCCAAUCAUCCAUUCCUGGUCAACCUAUUUGCCUGUUUUCAAACUCCCGAGCACGUGUGCUUUGUGAUGGAGUAUACGGCUGGUGGUGAUCUAAUGAUGCACAUUCAUGCUGAUGUCUUCUCUGAACCUAGAGCUGUGUUUUACUCGGCUUGUGUCGUUCUCGGGUUGCAGUUUCUUCACGAUAACAUGAUCGUGUACAGAGACUUGAAGCUGGACAAUUUGCUUCUGGAUACACAGGGUUAUGUGAAAAUUGCUGACUUUGGACUCUGCAAGGAAGGUAUGGGCUAUGGAGAACGGACAAGCACUUUCUGUGGUACUCCUGAGUUCCUUGCUCCUGAGGUUCUGACAGACACAUCCUACACACGGGCCGUGGAUUGGUGGGGACUUGGCGUUCUUAUCUAUGAGAUGUUGGUAGGAGAGUCACCGUUCCCUGGAGAUGAUGAAGAGGAAGUUUUUGACAGCAUUGUCAAUGAUGAGGUUCGAUAUCCACGAUUCCUGUCUUCAGAAGCCAUUGCGAUAAUGAGAAGGCUAUUACGGAGGAAUCCAGAGCGGCGGCUAGGAUCCAGUGAGCGAGACGCAGAGGAAGUGAAGAAACAGCCAUUCUUCAGAGAAAUAGAUUGGGAAGCCUUACUGGCAAAGAAAGUGAAGCCACCUUUCGUACCUACCAUUAAAGAUCCGGAAGAUGUCAGCAACUUUGAUGAGGAGUUUACGGCAGAAGAAGCAAAACUGACACCCCCGAGGGAGCCUCGCAUUCUCAGUGAGAAGGAGCAAAUCAUGUUCAAGGAGUUUGAUUAUGUCUCUGAUAACAAUUCAUGUUAAGUGACCUCUUUGUUCAAACAAUUCUUGAGACUGGUUUCAUAUUAACAGAACGUUAAGCCUUAAAAGCAGUGGAUAUGUGAUCAGUGCUCUGGAUGCAAUUAUUUGCCUUCUUUUUAAAAAAGUUUUUAUUUAUAAAUAUAUAUACAUAGGUGUGUAUUUCUUAGUACACUGUAUACUUUUCAAGGCUUUACGAAUCAAGAUCUUGUAAUCAAACUGACCAGAUGUAUCAGGAACCUGGACCAUUUUGUCCCUCCACCCUCUGUUCUGAAGGACUCCCACAGCCCAUGCAUCCCAUGAGCAAAUUGCACUCUCCCUUUCCCAGAGCAAAGGUCCUUGGUUUCUGUGACACACCUUUUUGCACUGUCCCAAAGUGUCAAGCAUUCCACCUACCUCGGUCAGUUCGCGAACAACACAACAGUAACACUGUCUUCCCGCUCCUCAUCCACCCCGCCGCCCGACCUCCGCUUACUUCUCAUCUGUCACACUACAGUCCUUCUGGCAAAUUGAACUGUGUGAAGAUGGAUGUUGAAGGAAUAUAUGAAUGGAUGAGCCUUGGGGAGUACUGAGGAACAGAGGAUCUGUACAAGCCCAAGAAUUUAUGUAAUGCAGGUCAAUGGUGAAGAAGGCACUUUGGACGCUUGUUUUCACUACUCAGGUCCUGAAGCACAAGCAGGGAGGUUGGAUACACCUUUAUAUAGCGCUGGUCAGGCCUGCAUUUCACUGUGGAAUGGUUAUUCGAUGCAGUUCUUAUGGCUGUCCCACAGGAAGGAGCUGAUUACACUGGAGAGAUUUAGCAGGGAAGCAAUCGGGCCGGAAUGUUUCAUUGAGAGUUACAGCAGGAAACAGGCCCUUCAGCCCACCCAGUCUGUGCCAACCGUCAAUCACUCAUUGAAACUAAUCCUACAUUUACCUUGAGUGUGAUUCUUCCCACUUUCCCAACCUUCGUGCUCCCUCGAGGUUCUGCCACACACCUAUACACGAGGGGCAGAUUGCAGAGGCCAGCAGUGUGGGAUGUGGGAGGAGACUGGAGCACCGAGGGGAAAAGCCACACAGGUCCAGGGACCACCUGAGGUUACGGCUGAACUCGGGUCACAGGGGUUGAGAGACAGUGGCACCACUAUUCCACCUGUUUCAUUCACCGGGAGAGGAUGGGAUGCUGAGGGAUGACUUCCUGAUAAGAGGUUCACAAAAUUUCAGGCUAAAGGAUUGGAAAGAUGGUGGGAAACUUCAAUAUCAGAAGUAAAACUAAGUAGCACUUGUUUAGCGUGAAGGGUCAGGGGUUUGAGGGGAUCUAAGGAAGAAAGUCCCCUCUCUGAGGGGUGUUGGAAUGAAACACACAACCUGAAGGUGUGCAGGCAGAGAGACUCGCUGCGUUUCAGAAGGACCUAGAGAUGCUAUUGCAUCCCAGGGCAGUGAACAAUACAGAUUGGAUGCUGGUAAAUGAUCUUGCGAUGGCUACUGGAUGAGUCGUGUAGACUGUCUCACCUGCACAGAGCUACCGCUCACUCACCAUUCACAUCAUGACCCUCCUGCACGUAACUCUCUGUCUCUCACCUUUCAGACUGGGACCCUCCUGCACUGAGCCUUCUGUCUCUCACCGUCAUUGCUGUGGUCUGCCUGCACUGAGCUCUCCAUCCCUCACUCACAUCGCAUGCUGUGGUCUGCCUGUAACGAGCACCCCAUCCCUCACUGCUCAUGCUGCGUAUGGCUUGUGUGCCUUAUUAGUCGAGACACUGAGUUCAAAAGUCAGGAAGUUAUGUUGCAGCUUUAUAAAACUCUGGUUAGGAUGCAUCUGCAGUAUUGCAUUCAAUAUGAUCACCCCGUUAUAGGAAGGGUGUUGGAGGCUUUGGAUAUGGUGCAGCAGAGGUAUACCAUGAUGCUCCCUAAUAAGAAUGCAUGUCCUCGAAGGAGAUGUUGGACAACGUUUGUAUUGUUUUCUCUUGGCUUUGGAGGCUAAUGGAAGACCUGAUAAAAGUUUAUAAGAUUAUGAGAGGGUUAGAUAGGUGAGAUGCUGAUAUAUUUUGGCCGUGGUCAAAAUGCUUAAUACUAAAGGGCCUACAUUUAAGGUGUGAAGGGGUAAAUUUAAAGGAGGUGAGCUACACAAUUUUUUUUUAACAAAAUGGCAUGUGUUGGAAGGCACUGCCAAGGUUGGUAGUGAAGGCAAAUUCCGUAGUGGCAAUUAAGAGGCUCUUAGAUAAGACAUAUGAAUGUGCAGAGAAUGGAGAGAAAUGGGCGUGUAGGUAGCACGGACUAAUGUGAUUAGGCAUCAUUAGUUCAAUUAGUUUACAUAUUUUCAUGAGCCAGAAGGCCUGUUCCUGUCCUGUACUGUUCUAUGUUUUAAUUAUUUCACUCAGAAGGGGCUCGGAACCUGAAACUCACUGCCUGAGGGGUUGUGGAAGCAGGGCCUCUCACAUUUAAAUAGUGUCUAAUUGAGUACUCAAAUUAUCAUAGAAUAAAUAGCUCUGGACUUAAUGUAGAAGUGAAGUUAGUGUAGAUGGUUACAAUGGGGUGAAGGACCUCUUUAUGCACUGUGCAACAUCAAACAUGGCCCCACAAUGUCCAUGGUCCCAGAAGCUCCCUUCAGCCACUCUGCUAUAACUAAAUGCCUGGUCCCUCAGUAGUCAGCUUAAAGUUUUGGCAUCUUGUCAGUCACGUGGUCGUUUUGCCUAGUCAGUGCUUCUCCCUGAGCUCCCAGUGCUCAGUGCACCCUGACACUUUCCCCUGUAUGCGAUUGUACUCACUGGGUGAGUUCUCGGCUGCGAGCCAUUGUGCUGGGUGGAGAAGCUGUAGGUGUGACUGCGUGUCUGAAGAUGCCCUAGUGCCAGACCUGGGGGGGGCAACAGUGUUCAUAACAGUCUGGUGGUUUUGAGCUCACGGUAUCAGACGGAGGCAUUGUGCUGUAGCUGACACGUUAACAAGGCUCGGGACCAAAUGCAGGUAAAUGGGUCUGGUAUUGACGGGGAUUUUAUACAACGUGUGACAGUGUGUUUCUGUGCUGUGUACCCUGUAAUUGCCGCCACUGUGCAGUCACAGCAGAAUAGUGCUGUGGACCCGAGUCACCACGGGCAUGGAGGUCUUCAACGUGUCAGGGUAUCACCUCAUACACAGGUCCACCACCACUCCCAUUCACACCUCAGGUACCUUGUUACAGUCCCACUGUGGCCUAAAAGAAAUGGGAGUGUUCUGGCUGCUGGGACUUCCAUUUUUCUCUCUCUAAACGCUGCUGCCUUACUAACACCAGGUGGAGAACACAGCCGGUUGUUGGUAUAGUCAGAUAUCUACCUGGUUCCAACUCUACCUGGCUGUUGCACUGUGAGAACUGAGCAGUCAGUUGUGGCUUUUCCUGUGGUGCCCAGCUCCAGGAGUGCAUGAAGAGCUAUCUGAUGUCCAUACUGGAUUUCCAGAGCCUGAAGACCCCUGUCACCGAAUGGGUAGUGUGAUGGCGAAAGGCCAUUCUGUCCACCCAGACACUGUCACCUCUAAGAGAUGGAUUUCAUUAGUUCCACUGGCUGAGCCUUGUACCCCUCCUGCAGAUUAUUUCCUCUCCACCCUGAUGGGCCCAGUGUCUACAACCUCACCAGGUUUUCAGUCCCAGGCCACACUGCCUAUGGCAGACAAUUCCUCAUGCUAUAGUCACACUGGCCCACUGAGUCUGUGCCAGCCAUUACCCAUCUUCGUAUGGAAAUCCUAUCCUCAUCCCAUUUUUCUCCUGAUAUGCACCUCAACUUCACCCUCUCCCACUACCCCCAGACUCUACCAUUCUCCUCCACAUGAGGGGCAAGGUAAAACAGCCAGUUUACCAAUCUACAAAUCUCUGGGAACGUGGGAGGAACCCUAAAUAGUCAGAGAGAGAACGUAACGUAUCAGCUAUACCACUUGUAUUAGAUGGCCUAAAUAUUAAAUCUGGGCCCCUGGUUGUCGAACCUUCUGCAAAUCUGAACUGCCUCUUUCUUAUGUAUUUUAUAAACUUGUCUUGAUUUUGUCAAAACUUUCACUUUAUUGCAAGAUGAACAAUCAUAGUUUCUGCAGACUAACCUUGCAGCAGGAACAUCUCAAACUUGGUAUCAUUCAGGUAAAUGUUGUUUGCAUCCUGUCUGGAUCUCUGUCUGCAUCCUAACAUGCAGUGACUGGGACCGAUUGUUUGUGGCACACCAGUGAUUUGGGGUCAGUGCACCUCUCCUGCUUUUGUAUUUUGGAAAUCCUUGAAUCUCAUGUCCUCCACUAACCUCUCUCACCAUGCCCUGCCAGUUGCAAGGAUUAGUUCACGUCUGCAUUCGAAUCCCUCUACUCCUGACUUCUUUUAUACCUGUGCCAUAUCGUCAAUAUUACCUCUUUUUAUGCCAAACUCAUUGCAAAUUUUACCCUGCACUUUAGUGUCCAAUUACUUGCAUACGUCAAAGAGUUUGGUACUAGCAUUAACCCUGGGAUCACCACUGUUUUCCACUACUGUCUCUUUAACUCCACUGUGUUUAGUUUUGCUGAUAAAACCUUUAUAUAGAACUUUGAAGUAUCUCACGUAAACCACAGUUGUUUUUCCUGCAGCAACUUCCAUCAGGCAACCAAACACAAUUUGCCUUUUAACACCUUUGUGCUGAAUCUUUAUCGUCAACAAACAUCUCCAAGUGCCUGAUACUGUUUUUCUGUUUAUUAUUUCUGACAGUUUCCCCCACGCCUGGUGUUAAAUUACCUGGCAUGUCCUUACUAAAGUUCUCACUUUCCAGCUCUGUAUCACAGGAGAUAGAAAGGUUUUGCAGGCCCUCUUGUAGCUUUCACCAGACCUUCCUUGUGUUCCACACAAACCUGGUCACCUGGUUGCACAAAGCCAACCUUUCUAAAUCUAAUCACUCUCACCCCAUUCACAUUUUUUCUCCUGAGAUUCUGACACAGCGUAUUCCAGCUAUGCCUUCUGUCUCUGCAUUUUCAUUAUUUUCAGAUUUCUCAGUCCCAGCCCCUUUACGGUACAUUUUCUUCUCCUAUACCAAUAGGAGACUCAGGUUUUGCUCUCAGUUCACCGCUCGUUCGCAUUCUCUUUGUUUAUUUGUUGUUCUAUGUCCCCUCAUAUGGCAGUGAGCUACUCUCUCCUUUGUGAGCCCAGGGGCUUGGGCUUUAGCUUUAGUGUGCUCCCUCUCCCCCCCCCCCCCACCAAACCUUUGAAUGUAUUCAGCUUGUGCCUAAUGUGUUUGUCAUUAAAGGUCAACCACUCUUCCUCCAUACUUUUACCUGUCUAUUUUUGGUUCCAUAAUAUCCAAGAUAGAUCUGUCCUCACCCCCUCUGAUGUUAGAAAUCGUUUAAUUUACAAGUUCCUUUCUUGACCCUCAGCGUUUUUGGCCUAAACUUUAUGAUCUCAUGCUCACUGCUCCCGAAGUGUUCCUUACUGACAAUUUUUUCACGGGCCCUCAAGAACCAGAACCAAUAACACCUCUUUCCUAAUUAAGUUAAUAAAAGUUUUGUCAGUCUUCUUCUAUACUACUGUAACCAUUCCACUGUAGAGUUUAUUGUGGCAAGACUAGGCUGCUUUAUUGCUCCAGUCUGCUCCAAUGUCACCCUGUGAAUAUAUCACUAAUUAUUAUAGAUGUUACUUUGAAAUGAGCCAAAGGGUAGCAGCUGGUGUAUAUUAAUGGAUCCUUCUUAAAUUCUGUACAUUAAGUGGUCAGAUGACCAUCCCAGAUUCCAGCUAACGGCCUAUGUGUUUCCAUCAAACGUGCCCUUGCUUACUCAGCCAACAAAGACAACAUUAAAUGAAAGAUUAUCGGAGGAACAGAUGUGAGUGAAGGGUGUAAGGCUGAACAUGCUACUCAACUCAGAGCUGUUAGUAUUAUGUUUCACUUCAUGGGGUUUCCCGCCUCGUUUGUAACAAUAGCACAGCCUGUUUAGGAAACUUAACUAUUUUGUAUGCAUAGAGGUGUAUUUUUAAAAAAAAGUCAUUUUGUUAUAAAUAGCCUUUUGUCCUACAUUUAUUAAGCCUGAUGUUUAAUGUGUCUGAAUAAUAUGCUUUAGC
Molecule: messenger RNA, 9781 nt
Organism: Mobula hypostoma (lesser devil ray)
Lineage: Eukaryota; Metazoa; Chordata; Chondrichthyes; Myliobatiformes; Myliobatidae
Gene: pkn1a
Product: protein kinase N1a
Exons: 22
Coding region: 898-3783 (961 amino acids)
Biological process (GO): protein phosphorylation; signal transduction
Cellular component (GO): cytoplasm; nucleus
Molecular function (GO): ATP binding; small GTPase binding; protein serine/threonine kinase activity
Source: RefSeq, a predicted model, not a curated record